AUGCAGGCUAGAAUUUGCCUUAAAAAUCAAAACAUGAAAUACAACAAAACAGAAAUAAACGUUACUGUGUCAGAGGCCUCGGAAACCUCAGAGCCGGCGGCUGGGGGACGGUGCUCGCCCCAGGUGUCGUUAUCAAUCGCAUGCACCACCAAAGGUGCAGAAGUGCCAAAGCGGGCUUCUGCCGCCAACCACCGUGUUGGAAAUACAACUGCUAACCAAGAACGUAGUACGAUAUCGAUCGACGCGAUAUCGUGCUACGAGCGUUUGUACGGCUUGUCUGUGCGGAAAAUUGUAGACGUCGGAAAAGUCCUGGAUUAUUUGAUGUUCAUGAUUUUCAAACUGCAGAUGGGACAGGUGUAAUAUUAUCGUUAUUCGAUGUGUCUCAGAGAUAGCGAAACCAUAAAUUUGUAAUACGAAUAAUAAAAAUAGAUAAUUAUUUUCUAGUCAAUGUAUACCCAUACGUUAAAUCAUUUAUCGGCCGAAUUGUACAGUUUGAACGAAACAGNAUGAUUUUCAAACUGCAGAUGGGACAGGUGUAAUAUUAUCGUUAUUCGUUGUGUCUCAGAGAUAGCGAAACCAUAAUUUUGUAAUACGAAUAAAAUAAAAAUCGAUAAUUAUUUUCUAGUCAAUGUAUACUCAUACGUUAAAUCAUUUAUCGGCCGAAUUGUACAGUUUGAACGAAACAGAAGACAUGACUAUUGCGGGCCAACUUUUUAUCGGACUUAUUAAAAGCGGCCUCGUCUCGUAAAUGAUUUUUUAAAAAUUAUUGAUUUAUUUCAUUUCAUAAAAAUCUAAAUCAAAUAUAUUCUUGUGUUUUUUUUUUUUUUUUUAGAAAUGAUCAAGAUUAUUGGGAACCCGCUAUGGAACAAAUCUUACGUAUUCUAGAUAACAACAGUUCAAAAUCGAGAUCGUUUAUUUUAAUUUCAAAUUUUGUGGAAGAAUUGAAACGUGACAUCGGGACACGUUUACAAUACGAUAGCAUAAAUCAGGUAUGAUGAACAAAUUAAUACCUAUGUUACUAUUGUUUAUCAACCUAUAUUAUGUUAUUACGAUAUGUGUAUUUUCAGGCGUUGAGAGUAAUCGAAGAGACGACCAAUGAAAGAAUACGUAAGGAAAAGGUGUGUACCAAAUUUCUAUAUAAAUAAUUAUUUUUAACUAUUGUACCUAAAUUAUCUUUAAAAAUCACGUUAUUAUUGUUUUGUCAUUUCUCGUAAUAAUUUUCUUAUAUUCAAUAUAAUUAUUAUUGUCCGUUAANGAAUUGCUUCCGAGAGGAAAAACGAUAUUUAUCUUUGAGGAUAGCCAGUGUUUAAUACAAGCAAUAAAAUAAUUAAUUGUUUGAAAAUCGUCGUGAUUUGUUUCAGCGUUCCGCUCCACCUUUAACCGUCGCUACAACGAAGAACCAUUUGAAAACCAACGGUAUGUAAAAUUACAUACCUAAUUGUUUUUCGUGGAAAAAGUUUUACAAUAGCAUACUGUAAUAUGUACUUAAUGUGUAGUUAAUUAUAACACAAAGUUAUUGUACUAUAAAAUAUAUUAUAGUUUCGGAGUUGUUCCUGUAGAUUAUUGUUUUUUUUUUUUUUUUUUUUUUUUGUUUUUUCGUCGAUUUUUACACAAUAUUCUCGUAAUAUAAUAGUUAUUAUAUAUAAUCGAAACUUCGCAUUUUUCCUUUAUACCUUUAUAAUAUAAAUAAAUCGCCAUUAGGUUAAUAAAAAUCAAUUUCAAUAAUUGUCUAUUAUUCCAGUGAAGAGAACGGCGUACAACAGGAAAGAGGCGGAAGAUUACGCUAUCCGCGUAAAGUCAUUUUGCUGUGACCAAACCCAGGUAAUACGGAAAUAUGAUAAUAUACUUUGAUCCAAUAAAAUAUUUACAGCGCGAUUUCCACGUAAUUCGAACAUUACGAUAAUUAUAUAAAAAAUAAUAAUAAUAAAAAAUUAUCCGACUUUCAUAACUAUUGUAUUCGUUUACGUUUCAAACUAGUGUUGACAAUUAUUUUACAAAAUCGCGCGUAUUGUCGCGAAAUUACGACGGACCGUGUUUAACGACAAUCAUUUNAUACUUGGAUCCAAUAAAAUAUUUACAACGCGAUUUCCACGUAGUUCAAACAUUACGAUAAUUAUAUAAAAAAUAAUAAUAAAAAAAAAUUAUCCGACUUCCAUAAUUAUUGUAUUCGUUUACGUUUCAAACUAGUGUUGACAAUUAUUUUACAAAAUCGCGCGUAUUGUCACGUAAUUGCGACGGACCGUGUUUAACGACAAUCGUUUUUGUUUUUUUUUUUUUCAUGAUAAGACUACCGUGCAAGAACUCGAUCGAGUAAAAAAAUACUGGAUCAUGAGAAAAUUACUUUUCGAACGCUUCGACUCUGGCAUACUUCUUGAUCACGGUNAAUGUAACUAUAAUUCUUACGCGGUUUAUAAUAUAAUCGUCAUCGUGUUUCGUCUUCGUUCAUUUUACUUAGUUUUAUAUUUUUUUUACGUUUAUCGUUGCACAGAGAGUUUUUACUCUGUAUGCCCAGAAGUGUUGGCGAAACACAUCGCGAACCGGUGUAAAUUCCCAAACGGUGUUGCAGUGGACCCAUUCUGCGGAGCCGGCGGCAACGUCAUUCAGCUGGCCGCUAGUUGUCGGAAGGGUAUGUAAUUAUUCAUUUAUAAUAUUAAUUGUAUAACUGCAUCAUAUAAUAUUUGUUUUUUCGUCCCUCCCCGCAGUCAUAGCGAUGGAUAUAGAUCCGAAAAAAUUAAAACUGGCGAGGCACAACGCCGGAAUAUACCAGUGCCAAAAUAAAAUAGUGUUCCAGGAAGGAGAUUUUUUCGGCGGGACGACGGUUCAAAUGGCUAAUGUAGUGGUCACGUCGCCCCCGUGGGGAGGCCCCGAAUACCUAGGUCGGGAGGUGUACAGCUUCUCGUCCUUGUGUGAAUCAAACGGGGGCGGCGAAGCCAUUGUGCGUGUAGCGAAAACAAUAGCACCGAAGCUGGCCCUACAUCUACCAAGGACCGUGGACAAAAACGAGGUCGGUUAGGUUCACGUUCUUAUACGUUAUUAUUCUUAUGUGUUGUUUGUUUUUUUUUUCCCCAUAUCGAUGUUAAUUUUCGAUCUACUUUUGGUUUUCAGUGUGUCGCCAUAGCCAGGAAACUUUGCUUCAGGAAAAUCAAGUUUGAAGACAAUUUUAUCUCGGGAAGACUUAAUUCCACCACUGUGUUUUUUAGUUAGUUUUUAAUUUGACUAUUUUAACUUAUAUUUUUAACUUGUAUUCUUUUAAUUUCCAAAC
Messenger RNA from Cinara cedri, 3262 nucleotides. Lineage: Eukaryota; Metazoa; Arthropoda; Insecta; Hemiptera; Aphididae. The record is from the annotation of a GenBank genome assembly.